ACUCACUUUUACUUUUCAAAGUCUGUCUUCUCGAUUCUAUCAUCUCUCUCAAAGCUUGACAGAUCCCUAACUUCUCAGUGAUUUUCCUCUUAACCUUCACACUAUUUGAUUCUUUUGAUUUUUCUUUUUCCUGUAAACUCGAGACGUGGACUAUCCUCCACCUAGUUUUCAUCAACUAAGAUCAAUUCUCCGACGCCUGCAAAGGUGGUCGCUCUUUGCCUAUUCCGGGUGAAGAAAUAGCGAUUGAAUUUGAGAUCUGAGUAAAUUAGGAUCAACGAGUUUGGAUUUGCCUUAAGUGUUUAGACUACUUGUAUAGUGUGCGUAGAUUGAUAAUAGUGUGUUCAAAGGAUGCAGAUUAUCUCUAGGGUUGUACAGUUGGAAGAAGGUAAAGAGAACGGAAUCUCGGUUAGGACAGGACAGUACAAGUCAUUUAGACCGAAACUGCUUCUUCUCCUAGGUCUUUUUCUUGCUGUUGUCGUCACCAUCUUCAUCAUUAGUGUCUCCGCAGUCAAGUAUACUGGACUACAAAAUGUAGUAACCACCUUUGUGCCGUGCCGCGAAGACGGACCAAACAGUUUAAGUAAAUUGAUACGACAACCUCCUUCUGCUCUGAUGCACAGCAUGACCGAUGAGGAGCUUCUCUGGCGUGCCUCUUUCCGGCCUGAGAGAAAAGGUUAUCCGUUUAAAAGGGUUCCAAAGAUCGCGUUUAUGUUUCUGACCAAAGGCCCCUUGCCGCUCGCUUCCCUCUGGGAGAGGUUCUUGAAGGGUCACAAGGGGCUUUACUCUGUUUACGUUCAUCCUGAUCCGUCUUUUACAGCUAAGUUUCCAGCUGAUUCUGUUUUCUACAAGAGGCAGAUACCAAGUCACGUUGCGGAAUGGGGGAGAAUGAGCAUGUGCGAUGCAGAGAAGCGGCUUCUCGCAAACGCGCUUCUCGACAUCUCCAACGAAUGGUUUGUCCUCGUCUCGGAGUCAUGCAUCCCUCUCUACAACUUCACAACGAUCUACACCUACUUAAGCCGAUCACACCACAGCUUCAUCGGUGCUUUCGACGAGCCUGGACCCUACGGUCGAGGCCGAUACAACGAGAACAUGGAGCCCGAAGUUCCCAUCGCCAAGUGGCGAAAAGGGUCUCAGUGGUUUGAGGUGGACCGAGACCUGGCAGCGACCAUCGUCGAAGACACGUUGUAUUACUCUAAAUUCUUAGAGUUUUGUAGGCCUGCUUGCUAUUCGGACGAGCAUUAUUUCCCCACGAUGCUGACUAUCGAGAAACCGACGGCGUUGGCUAACCGGAGCGUGACGUGGACGGACUGGUCUAGAGGAGGGCCUCACCCGGCUACGUUCGGGGAAUCAGACGUUACGGAGAAUUUUUUUGAAAAGAUAUUUGAUGGUACGAACUGCACUUACAAUGGUCGUGACACUUCCAUGUGUUAUCUAUUUGCGAGGAAGUUUGCUCCUAGUGCUUUAGAGCCGUUGCUUCGCAUUGCUCCCAAGAUUAUGGGGUUUUAGAGAUUUUACGCCAAUAUCGUUUUAUUUUGUUUGUUUUUUAUACAAGUUUUGGAAGCUAAGCAUUUGUGUUUGGGCAUAAAACCAUAGAUAAUAGGACAAAGACUGUGAGGCUCUUGUCUCCAACUCGUCUCCUUAUAAUUCUUAGAAGCUAGAAGUAAGUUGCUCACCGACCAAGGUUUUGUUUGGUUUGAAUAUGAAUACUUUAAUUACUUUGUGCAAAAGUGGGCAAUGGGAACAGAACACAGCCAGGUGUAGACACACUUUUACACCUACGGAAACCUCUCGAACACAAAAGACUGCCAACUUCUACAAUCUGUCUUUCUCUUAAAUAAAAACAGUUCAAUGGGCAAAUUCAUUAAAAGUUGUUUAAAAAGGUUUCAGCAGGCUAAUGUUUAUUUUAUUUGGAUGCAGAAAGAAUGCAAUAAUGGUGUAUUUGUUUAUUUCUUAUUGAUUACCACCGCGUAUAACCUAUGGUUUAUUGGAAUGAAGAAAUUCAGAAUAAUCCACCAACUUAUUGAAAAGCUAAUGAAGAAAGUAGUGUUUGUCCUUCUUCAAACUGAUGUUCACCACACACACAAAUAGGAAGGAUAAAUGUUUCAUCUAUUCAACUAAUCUUUCGCAUUUGAUUCAAAAGGUUGACAAAUCAAAUCCUAUACGUUUUUAAAUGCUGUUUUUGCUUUGAAAAAAAUGGUAACUAUGGAGAAUUCGUUAUUAAUACCCUAAUCACAAAAACAGAAUACAUAGUUACCAAGUUUUUCAAAAUUCCCCGAAAAGUAAUGAGAAAUCAACAUUGGUUGGAGAAAUUAAGGACUGCCUAUUCCUUAGACAUGUAUUCUACGUAAUCAAAAGGCACUUUAGCACUAAACCGUGUUACACCAUCAUUUACAAUGUGAUUCCCACUCUCUCCAUCUUUGGCCGUUUCCUAUACGGAACCGCGUGAUUUAGAAGAAAAAAAAAUAUUUUUCACGCGCCAAACCAUCACAUUCUCACGGUCUCACGGUCUCACCGACCGUUGUGCCUUUUUGUUUGAGCUGAAGAGUUUAGAUGCACGCGCCUCGGUGAGCAUUUCAAAAGACAGCAAAUUACGUUAGAACGGCGCCGUUACGAAGAGAUGAUGGAUGACCUGUCGAAAUCUCAGUAAACACGCUGGAAGAAUAUAUACCGUUCGAUCGUCACGAUUCGAGGGACCCGCAGGUGGACCAGCUGUAAUUGCAGGAUUUCUAGCGCUGGAAAAAUCCGGUUACCUAAACCAAGCUAAACCGGACAGCUCCGCGUAUGCUCAACCCCUUUAUAUACGCCGCAUCACUUGAGCUAAUAUUCACAAAAACCUUCAGAGCUUUAAAACAUUUCGAAAUAACAAAAACCCUAGCCUCCCUCCCUUCUGCUCUCUACAGAACUCUGAAAUGGCGAUCUCUAAGGCUUCCAUUGUUGCUCUCGUCGCGGUGAUCGUCUCCGUCGUCGCUACCGUCGCUUCGGCUCAGUCUGAGUCUCCGGCGCCGAGCCCUACUUCCGGAUCUGGUGCCUUCUCUCCGUCCAUCGUCUCAGCUGGUGUUGCAGCCGUGGCGGCUCUUGUUUUCGGCUCUGCUCUUCGGAUCUAAGUCCUUGUUGUGAUGGUUGAUUCGUACAGAGAUAUUGUUUUUGGGAAAAUUUUAUAGCGUUUAUUGAUGAUAGUCUCCGUGUGUAUUCCGGAGCUAUAGAUCUCUCUUUCUUUCUAUUGUGGUUUUCUGAUUUCUAUACCGAUUUUGCGAUAUUUUUAUUAUGAUAUAUGAUUCUAUUCUAUUUUA
Raphanus sativus (radish) is the source of this 3290-nucleotide messenger RNA. RefSeq names its product glycosyltransferase BC10. Bases 349 to 1506 code for a protein of 385 amino acids. The transcript has 2 exons. The record is from RefSeq and is a predicted model, not a curated record. Gene Ontology annotation, molecular function: glycosyltransferase activity. NCBI's taxonomy places the organism in Eukaryota, Viridiplantae, Streptophyta, Magnoliopsida, Brassicales, Brassicaceae. Gene Ontology annotation, cellular component: membrane.